AUGGCUCGGAAACUCCGUUCCUCGUCACGUCCAUCGACGCCCGUCGAGUCGCCUGCGCCGACUACUGCUCGUCCUUCCUCGGCAGCAGAAUCAUCAAGACCUCGAAAGUUAAGACGGACAGGCCAUAACACACGAGUAGCAUCCGACCCGCCGCAGGGCUCGCAGUCGCAUCCCGAACAAUUCACAGCCGAGAUUGAGAGUAACUCUAGCGCGCCACAAACAGGAUGGACUGAACCGCCCGUGAGACCUGCGGUCCCAAGCUAUAUGGACUCGCCGUGGUCCGCCAUGUCCAGCGAUACGAAUCCCGUAUUGUCAACCAUGCGACCCCUAGGGUCAAUGCCAACAGCCGCGGAUUUGCGGAAAGUGGGCUUAGAACCGUCCAAGCCGGUUACCCCUAGAUUACCACUCAAAGAAGCGUCACAAAUAAUGCAAAAUGGCAUUCACAAGGAGGAGCAGAACGCUGGGCAGAAUGCUCAGCAAAUUGGCGAUGCAGGCGACAAAAAAUCAAAAUCCCCCGAUGUCCCUGUCGAGGAACCGAUCCCGGUUCCCGCGCCCGCUCAGCCAAAAGAAAAAGCUCAAAAGAAAGAUCAUCUCGCCAUUUUUUCAGCACUUCCAGUUCCGUCUUCCGAUGAGUUUGACGUUGACCGAAUCAAGGACGCGGUUAAGGAUGCUGUCCGCCAAGGUGUCCAGACGGGCAACAAGGCAGUCAUUCGCACCCUUUUAAAUGUAUGGGAAAACACCUCUAAUGAUUCAUCCAUGUUAUCCAUCCUGGAUGGCAUAUGUCGAGACAAUCCUACCCGCCGCGAAACAUCCGCGUUCAAAACGGUUAUACGCGCCGCAUGGGACGAAUCUCAACACGGGGAGGACACCGAUGGCUCUGAUGCCCAACCCCCUGCCAUGACUCGGACGCGAUCUGCCAGUAGUGUAUCUUCGCUAUCAUCCGCAAAGUCACUUGAUGCUGAGACGUUUGCGCCAGUAAUGACAUCUGCGACAAGCAACACCCGUUCUCGCACAAAAGGCAAGCAAACCAAGAUCACAGCGCUCAAACCCAAGCCAAAGAACCCGAUUCCCCCGGUUCGCCGCUCAGCGUUUCCAAGCAACGCAGAAGCGUCUACUCAACGAAAGCGCGCCAUGGAAGUCAAUCCCGAUUUCUCAGAAGAAGCCGUUAACGAAAAGCGGGACCGUUUGCAGCCGAAACUUCCGGAGCUUGAUAUUCCAGAAAGCAAAGUCCGCAGCUCGCUGUCUCUAUCCAACUUUGCGUCGCCUGGAUUGUCUCGGGGCUAUGGUAUGAAUGACAGGGGGCAAUCAGAUUCUCGCGAGACUAGCGAGGCCCCCGAUAACCAACGCAUAGCUACUUCCGACGAUGAAUACUCGGAGAACAACGACUUUUGCCAUAACUGCAAUCGAAGUGGGCAGUUGCUAUGCUGUGACGGUUGUGUGAAAUCGUUCCAUUUCUCCUGUCUUGAACCACCCCUGGAUCCUGCAAAUCCGCCCGAAGGCGAAUGGUACUGCCCGAAAUGCUCAAUUGCGAGGCCGAUGCGUGCACUCCUUGGUACUUUGGAUUAUAGUGUCGAACAACAAGAUUUCAAGCUGCCCUUUGAGAUUAAGGACUACUUUGCUGGUGUCACAUCGAAUGAAAAGCAAGGUGGACGAUAUGAACCAGCUGGGCCACCAUUCCCUCGAAUUGCUCCUCGUAAUGUUCGGGGAAGCAGACUCGCAAACUACAGUGAUCCGAACCUCCGAAGGCUCUACGAAAGACUUCCCAACUCAUCAAGGGAAACCCCUAUCUUCUGUAUGGUUUGUGGAAAAACAAGUCUUCAUGACAGGCCUAUUAUUCAGUGUGAUUACUGUCCCUGCUCGUUUCACUUGGACUGCACCGACCCGAUCACAUCGAACCCGCCUGUCCAAACAUCGGCAGGAAGGGAACAUCCUGAACAGGGCCAUAGGUAUUGGAUGUGUCCCAACCAUGUCUACCAUGACCUGGCCUACUUGGUUUACGACGAAGAGGGCUACGAACAUCGCCGGCGCAUUCGCAGCAUUAAGCGCCCUCGACUGGUCGAUAUCGAAAUCCUUCCAGAUGAAGAGGACGAGGAAGCGCACAUGAGGGAGCUCACACACCAAGGGGAGAAGUAUCGCGUUUCGGAGAACGGCGUUAAGCUAAGCUUCAUUGAGAAGGUAAAACGUGACCGGUUUGAAGCGGAAGCCAAAAAGGCUGCCGCCGAGAGAUACUUUGCUUACGCGAAGGAGCGGCUCGACAAUCUGACCGCCAACGCUCGCUCCUAUUACAAGACCCAACGCCAGCCGCGGCCUCCCGCGCCCGUGGAGGACACCGUGGCUCCUCGAACCACCGAUGACCGAGAUGCCGCCAUGAGCUUGCUUGCCCUUACUCAUGGAAAUGCCGGGUCGGUCGAAUCGGUCCAAACAGAACUUGACUCGCUGCAGUCUUUACAAAAAUCGAUCGAAGAUCGACUUAAAUUCCUGCGGGAUUUCCGCCAGGAGCUGUGA
Aspergillus ruber CBS 135680 is the source of this 2505-nucleotide messenger RNA. Its product is annotated as putative PHD finger domain protein. The transcript has 3 exons. The record is from RefSeq and is a predicted model, not a curated record. The coding region runs from base 1 to 2505 and encodes 834 amino acids. Gene Ontology annotation, cellular component: Rpd3S complex. Gene Ontology annotation, biological process: regulation of transcription by RNA polymerase II. NCBI's taxonomy places the organism in Eukaryota, Fungi, Ascomycota, Eurotiomycetes, Eurotiales, Aspergillaceae.